GAAGAGGGAAAAGGCGAUGUUGUUUCAACGCGGAAACUCUGUGCUGAAUGCAGGCAUUUUAGCUUAUGAGGGAACUGACAUCAUUAAAACUGACAUCAACGCGGGCUGUUAAUUUAUCGACAACCCCGAUCUGAUUAAAGAUACAAGGAGAAGAAGAAAAAAAACAGACGUGACGCGCUUCUACAGCACCGGGCAUCUCUCUCAGGUUUUAAGAAAAUCAAUAAAAAAAAUUUUUAAAAAAUCCAAGCUAAAUAACUAUCAAUAAAUAAAUUCGACCAAUCACAAUGGCUCUGGAGAUUUUGACCUUCAAGUCCAUACCUGAAGCCACGCCCAUACCCCCUCCUGGGGAGGUGGAGGAGGCGGGGUUUGUGCCUGGAGCGGACAGCCCGGUGGGUGUGGCUACAGAGCCGGUGGGCGUGGCCGGGGAUCCUGGGGACGUGUUCUUCACGGACAGCCCCCACAAACCGUCCAAUAACAGCCGGUCUUUUCAGUCCAAGCUGGCUGCCAGAGAGUUGGAGGCGGCGGCCAGACCGAGCAGAGAGAAGGUGGGGGCGGGGCAAGGAGUGGAGAGGCGUCGCUGCGGGCUGGGCCGCAGCAAGAAGCGCAGGCAGCGCUACGUGGAGAAGAACGGCCGCUGUAACGUGCAGCACGGCAACGUGGGCGAGACGUACCGCUACCUGACCGACAUCUUCACCACCCUGGUGGACCUCAAAUGGCGCAGCUCCCUCUUUGUCUUCGUCAUGGCCUACGCUGUCACCUGGCUCUUCUUUGGCGCCAUCUGGUGGCUGAUCGCGUACUGCAGGGGUGAUCUGGAUCAUUUAGAGGACCAGACCUGGACCCCCUGUGUGAACAACGUGAACGGCUUCGUCUCGGCGUUCCUGUUCUCCAUCGAGACGGAGACCACCAUCGGCUACGGCUAUCGGGUUAUCACUGACCAGUGUCCGGAGGGGACCGUCCUGCUGCUGCUGCAAGCCAUCCUGGGCUCUAUGGUCAACGCUUUCAUGGUCGGGUGCAUGUUUGUGAAGAUUUCUCAGCCCAAUAAGCGGGCAGAGACGCUUGUCUUCUCCAAGCACGCGGUCAUCUCCCUGAGGGAUGACAAGCUGUGCCUGAUGUUCAGAGUGGGGGACCUGCGCAGCUCCCACAUCGUCGGGGCCAACAUCCGAGCCAAGCUCAUCAAGUCCAAACAGACGCAGGAAGGAGAGUUCAUUCCUCUUGACCAGACAGAUAUGAGUGUGGGGUUCGAGACUGGGGAUGACCGCCUCUUUCUGGUCUCCCCUCUGGUCAUCUCCCACGAGAUCGACUCGCGAUCGCCCUUCUGGGACGUCUCCCAGGCUCAGCUGGAGAAGGACGACUUCGAGAUCGUGGUGAUACUGGAGGGAAUGGUGGAGGCCACUGGCAUGACUUGCCAAGCUCGGAGCUCCUAUCUCGUUGAAGAGGUCAUGUGGGGUCACCGCUUCAGUCCCAUGAUGUCAUUGGCCGAGGGAUUCUUCGACGUCGACUACGGGGCGUUCCACCACUCCUUCGAGGUGGCCACGCCUACCUGCUCCGCCCGCGAGCUCUCAUUGGCCGCCGCCCGCCACGAAGCCCACCUCUAUUGGUCCAUCUCCAGCCAGCUGGAUGAGCAGAAGCCCUGCCAGGAGCUAGCGGGCCAGAAUCUGAUUGGCAACUCCACUGUGAACAGCUCAGCCAAUGGGAAGAAGGAGGUGGGGCUGGGGGUUGGGGGUGGGGCUACUGAUAAGGAGGAGCCAGCGGGAGGAGGAGGGGAGAGGAAUGGAAGUGUGGCGACGGACCAAUCAGAAGCUUAGAAGGAGGGAAGGGGGGAGUAAAGAGAGAGAGAGUGGGCUGAUGGGAAGAGGAGUAGGUGGUUUGAGAAAGAAAGGUUUUGAAGUGGCGAGGAAACUACCGCCAUUGCGGCUCAAUGUGUGGGCAGGCGGUCUAGCAGAAGAUAGGGAACCCUGGAUCCAAAAUGGCGGAUCUUGUGACGCAGUUUCAUUAGUGUAGGUCGAUGUAGAGAGAGAGAGAGAGAGAGAGAGAGAGAGAGAGAGAGAGAGGUUAUUUAGACAGACAGAAAAAGCAACUCAUUUAUAUUCUGAAGUCAGUUGCCCAAUGCACUUUCAUAGCGCUAAUGAAACUCAAACUAUUUCAAAGGAGGAGCAUAUACAGGAAAUAUUAGCAAAAAUAAAACAGUAAUACAUAAAACAAUGGGACGAUGUGUGAAUCUCUCUCCCUCUCCCUCUCUAUCUCCCUCUCUCUCUCUCUCUGUCUUAACCCCAAAUCAAUGAAUAUAAACAGCGCCCCUUAUUGCAAACCCCACGCAAUCGGGCUGGGACAAAAUAAAAAACCCAGCCAAAUCCAGUAUUACAAACAGGCGAGCACAGACCGGACUGAGAUCGUGCGGUUACAGUGUUACAGUUUAGUUCAUGUUUUAAAAAAAAAAAAAAAAAACACAAAAUAUACUCGAAUACUCUGUUGAGAUAGUUGUGUUUUUUUUUUU
Polyodon spathula (Mississippi paddlefish) is the source of this 2494-nucleotide messenger RNA. RefSeq names its product potassium inwardly rectifying channel subfamily J member 9 (gene kcnj9). Bases 285 to 1805 code for a protein of 506 amino acids. Gene Ontology annotation, molecular function: inward rectifier potassium channel activity. The transcript has 7 exons. NCBI's taxonomy places the organism in Eukaryota, Metazoa, Chordata, Actinopteri, Acipenseriformes, Polyodontidae. The record is from RefSeq and is a predicted model, not a curated record. Gene Ontology annotation, cellular component: plasma membrane. Gene Ontology annotation, biological process: regulation of monoatomic ion transmembrane transport; potassium ion import across plasma membrane.